Molecule: messenger RNA, 1716 nt
Organism: Coniophora puteana RWD-64-598 SS2
Lineage: Eukaryota; Fungi; Basidiomycota; Agaricomycetes; Boletales; Coniophoraceae
Exons: 3
Coding region: 46-1263 (405 amino acids)
Source: RefSeq, a predicted model, not a curated record
UUCCACUCACCUAGCCUGUAUACACCUGCACACCAUCUAUUUUCCAUGGCUGAACUCCGACGAAAACUAGAGACCCUAUGUGGAGGUGAGGAAACGGAUACCUUCAAAGAGGCCUUCAAUCUUUGGAACCUAGCCAAAACCAACACGGGUCCCGGGUCUGGCUACAAUACUAAGGUUGGGCCCGAUGGCUUGGUCGCUGUGUGUGCAUAUAUUGCAUCGCAAAAUCAACACAAUGAUGAUGUCGAUGCGAGCACUGCUCGCAAAGUAGCGUGUGUCAGCGGGCAGACAUUCCAACAUGCGGUUGCCACUGUCCGAAAGGUCAUUGCAGCCCAUUCCUCCAGUCAUUCGCAUGAGCUAGACUAUGAUAGCUUGAUCGAGGCUUAUAGCUUGCAACUGAGCAACUCUGCUCUAAAGUGGAUGGAUGCGGCGGAAGACAAGAUACCUACAGUCAAGAUGACCAGGGAAAAACUGGGCCUCACUACGAUCAAGUGCGCUGUGUUCCUGUGGGUGUGUCGAGUUAUGGAGGUCACUGACGUCACCGAGAAGCUGCUGGUGCAAAAAGAGCGCGCAGACCAACAAAAACUCCAGACUGUCCUCAAGAUACUUGAGAAGAACGGUGAUGAGCUGGCCGAUGAAAUCCGCGUCGCGCUCCAGAUAUCUCAGCCUUCCAGUUCAAGAUCACCGAGCAAGUCCCCCUCGAAAGCAACGACGAGGUCGCCCACCAGGACGCCUGUCAAGUCCCCCAUCAAGUCUCCAGUGAAAUCGGCAAUGAAGACAAGAGGACAAACCGCCACACCUUCGCGGUCUUCCACACUCAAACGAGCUAUGUUUGCUCCGCCACGCGCCGGCGAGCUCGAAGAUGACAGCGCCGCGUACCCUGAAACACCGACAAAGAGACGCCGCGUAGAACCACCGUCGAAGUCCACUGGGCGUGAUUCACCAUCAAAGACGCCCACAAACGAUGCCAGUGACUCGACUGCGGCGUUUCGCCUUGCACUUAACGGCCAUGCCCCUGCAUCGGCGGCCGGCACAGCUGCUGCCUCUGAAUCCGCGCCCACAACCCCUGUCACACCUCGACGCACAAAGGCUCGGAAGGAGGCUGAGCCGGCGACACCAGAGACACCGAAGAUGCCAGAGAAGCCUCGGACCCGGUUCCGUCCCGUGUUUCUCGAGCAUCGCCAGUGGCUGUCCCGAGGCCCUAAGGUCGAGGCAUUGUGGAAACUCGCAGACGCGAAGCUUUAUGGGACUCCGAUAGCGAUAUGACGCUAGUAAGGCUGAGGCUUUCCCUUCCACAGAUGUUUCCAUCGCAAUGCGAAAUCCAUGCUCGAGGAGACGAGGAACGAAGCGCUGGCUUCUUUCCUUUGAUGGACCGGGCAAUCCCAAGGGCGAAGUUGAUCAGACCCUUUGCUUGUGUUUUGACUGGCAGUUCAGAAUGACAAGCCGCCCAUCGUUGACAAUUUCAUAGUUGGUUGGAACGUUCGUCCAGGAAGGGUCAGGUUGUUGUUCUCAAGGCCUCGUUGCAUGCUUUGUUAUCGCAAAUGAACCUAUUAUGGAGCGAUACCUAAAUGUACACCUUUUCGUUAGGGUACAUAGCUGUAGUUUGGGACUCUGAUUGUUAUUUUAUGUCGAGGAAGGACUAGUACUAGGUUGUAUCUUCCAAAUAGUAUUAGGGAUCUGCCUGUACGGCGUCGUGUACAGGUAUGAGCUGGAGUAUGU